UAAGUAAAUCCCCGAGUGCCCAGUUACUACGACUCAUUUCUUCGGCCCGUCGUGUUCGCCAUGGAUAGAAGUUCGCAGGACUUGGAGCUCUACACCAUCCCCAGCUACUCCAGUUGGUUCUCUUGGAAUAACAUUCACGAAGUGGAGAGGUUUUCACUGAGAGAGUUUUUCGACGGAAGCUCAGUCACCAGGUCACCUAGAAUCUACAAGGAGUACAGGGAUUUCAUCAUCUCCAAGUACAGGGAAGACCCUUCGAGGAAACUGACUUUCACCGAGGUGCGGAAGUCACUGGUCGGUGACAUUAGCGUUCUCCUUAAAGUUUUCACGUUUUUGGAGAAAUGGGGUCUCAUUAAUUUCAACGUUGCUGAUAAUAGUGAGAAAAAUAGUUAUGAGGGAAGUGCCAGGACGGCGUCGUUUGGGGUUGAGGAGGAAGAAGAUAAUUGGAGGGGUAGGGUGAAGGUGGAAGAAGGAGCCCCAUAUGGGGUGAGGGUGGUAGCGGCGCCAAAUUCUAUGAAACCUAUAAUAGCGCCUCCCCCGCCUCCGUCUGUGGCGGUGGAUGGUGGUGGGUUUGUUGGGGAAGUGGGAGAAAGUGGGUUCAAAUGGCCGCCGUUGGCUUCGUAUUCUGAUGUUUAUGGGGAGUUGAUGCAGCAGGAGAAGAAGAAGGCUUUGGUGUGUGGAAGCUGUAAAGAGAAUUGUGAUUCGGCCCACUAUCAAUACACGAAGGAAGGGAGCUUUGUUCUUUGUGAGAAGUGCUUCAAAAGUGGUAAUUAUGAUAAGAACAAACUGGCAGAUGAUUUCAAGUAUAAAGAUAGUGCGAAUCAGGCAGCUGCUUGGACAGAUGCAGAAACUCUACUUCUUUUAGAAUCUGUUUUAAAGCAUGGAGAUGAUUGGGAUCUUGUUGCUAAGAAUGUUCAGACAAAAAGUAAACUGGAAUGUAUCGCAAAGCUUAUAGAACUGCCUUUUGGCGAUCUUAUGCUUGGGGCUGGCAAUAGAAAGAGUAGAUAUCUGGAUGUAAUUGGUGAUAUUACUAAUUCUAGACAAUCAGGGUUAGCUUCUAAUGAAUCACAAGAAUCAGUGAAGGCAGAAGACCCGGGCCCCGAAGUUAAGGAUAAGGAACAGAGCCGUGAGCUUACUGAUACGGACCAGAGCCCUGAGCUUAAGGAUAAUGAUAACAGCGCUGAGCAUAAGGAUGAGGAUCUCAGCCCUGAGCUUAAGGAUGAGGAUCAGCAGAAGGGAGAUGCCAAAAAUGAAGGUCCACCACUGAAAAGAUUGCGUACUGGACCAACUUCAGAUGUUGGAAAUUCUUUGAUGAAACAGGUAGCUCGCAUCUCAACAAUGUUGGGCCCACAUGUUACAGCUUCUGCAGCUGAUGCUGCUGUUACUGCUCUUUGCUAUGAGAACCAGUGUUCAAGAGAAAUAUUUGACGAUGAUGAUAAUUAUGUUGACUCAAAAGCAUCUCCUGAAACUAGUGAUCAAAGGAGAGUGGCUGAAGUUGAUAAUUCAGUAGAAGAGGAAGAGCCCAAUCAAUCAGAAAUUCAGGGGAUAUCCUGUGUAAAGAGUAUAAUACCACAGAAUUUGAGAACAAGGGCUGCAACUGCAACAGCACUUGGUGCUGCUGCUGCAAAUGCUAAGUUGUUAGCUGAUCAAGAGGAGAGAGAGAUAGGACAGUUGGUGGCUACAAUGAUUGAAGCCCAGCUCACUAAAUUGCAGCGCAAGCUGAAGUACUUUGAUGAUCUGGAGCAAAUUAUGGGGAAGGAACAUGCUCAACUCGAGGAACUCGAGGAAUCUCUAAUAGCGGAGCGAAUUAAUGUCUUGCAAAGGAUAUUUUCUGCUGGUAUUACCAAACCAAAGGAGCAAACCUCAACGAUGCAUCAAACUGAUGUGGUUCAGUAAAACUAGUUGAGAUGUGGUCGUCUCUUGUUGUUUGUAUAACUAAGUUCAAUCAGUUGCAUUAGAAAAGAUAAAAUUAGGUGAAAAACAUUUGAAUCUUUUCCAUUCAUUUAAUCUUUAGCUAGACUCCUUUUGCUAUUUGAAUUAUAUUAAAUUAUUAAUUCAAGAUCAAUAGAUUAAAUGUAUCUAUAUGGUCAA
Messenger RNA from Sesamum indicum (sesame), 2088 nucleotides. It is a transcript of the gene SWI3A, whose product is annotated as SWITCH/sucrose nonfermenting 3A. Gene Ontology annotation, molecular function: protein binding. Lineage: Eukaryota; Viridiplantae; Streptophyta; Magnoliopsida; Lamiales; Pedaliaceae. The record is from RefSeq and is a predicted model, not a curated record.